Molecule: messenger RNA, 2328 nt
Organism: Carlito syrichta (Philippine tarsier)
Lineage: Eukaryota; Metazoa; Chordata; Mammalia; Primates; Tarsiidae
Gene: HLCS
Product: holocarboxylase synthetase
Exons: 9
Coding region: 113-2296 (727 amino acids)
Biological process (GO): protein modification process
Cellular component (GO): cytoplasm
Molecular function (GO): biotin--[biotin carboxyl-carrier protein] ligase activity
Source: RefSeq, a predicted model, not a curated record
GAUUAUAAAGUGGUCAGACUGUUGUCUGCCAUUAGCUUGCAGACCUGGGGACCCUUAUCAGUUAAUUGCUAAAGCAAGUGUGGAUGACUUCAGCAGGCUGGGGUUGGCGUUCAUGGAAGAUAGACUCCAGAUGGAUGAUGGACUGGUACCCCAAAAGAUCGUGUCAGUGCAUUUGCAGGACUCCACUCUGAAGGAAUUUAAGGACCAGGCUUCCAAUAAGCAAGGACAGAUUCUGCCGCCGAACCCCGAAAGUUCUCUUGAGAUUAAGCCUGAGAGAGACAUCAUGGAACACAUUGGCAAAGAGGCCCCGAAGGUUCCUGGCGAAGAACUCAAGCAGAGGAGGGGCAGUGCCUCUGGGAGUGAGCCUGCUGGGGACAGUGACAGGGGAGGGGGCCCUGCUGAGCAUUAUCACCUCCAUCUGUCUAGUUGCCACGAGUGUCUGGAACUUGAGAACAGCACCAUUGAGUCAGUCAAGUUUGCAUCUGCAGAGAACAUUCCGGAUCUUCCCUAUGAUUACAACAGUAGUUUGGAGAGUGUUACGGAUGAGAUUGGCCCCAAAAUAGAAGGGAGGAGAGUGAACAUCACAGGAAAGGCACCCAACAUCCUACUCUAUGUGGGCCCUGACUCCCAGGAAGCCUUUGGCCGGUUGCAGCAGGUGCGGUCUGUUCUGGCCGACUGUGUGGACACUGACAGUUAUGUUCUCUACCAUCUGCUGGAGGAGAGUGCUCUCAGAGACCCAUGGCUGGACAACUGCCUGCUGUUAGUUGUUGCCUCCACGGAGUCCAUUCCCGAAGACCUGUACCAGAAGUUCAUGGCCUAUCUUUCUCAGGGAGGGAAGGUGUUGUGCCUGUCUUCAUCUUUCACGUUUGGUGGCUUUCGGGUGACAAGUAAGGUUGUGCUGCAGGAGACGGUCCAGAGGCUGGUGUUCUCCAAAGCUGACCAGAGCGAGGUGAAGCUCAGUGUUCUGAGCAGUGGCUUUGUGUACCAGGAGGGCCCUGGAGAGCAGCUCAGCCUGGGCAGGCUUCAGGGCCACCUCGAGAAUGAGGACAAGGACAGGAUGAUUGUGCAGGUGCCUUUUGGAACUCAUGGAGGAGAAGCCGUCCUUUGCCAGGUGCACUUAGAACUACCUCCCAGCUCUGUAACCGUGCAAACGCCAGAGGAUUUUAACUUGCUCAAAUCUAGCAAUUUCAGAAGAUAUGAAGUUCUUAAAGAGAUUCUGACGACCCUCGGCCUAAGUUGUCACAUGAAUCAGGCUCCUGCCUUAACGCCUCUCUACUUGCUGUCAGCUGCAGAGGAAAUCUGGGAUCCUCUUAUGCAGUGGCUUGGGAAACACGUGGACCCUGAAGGAGUAAUAAAAUCCAGCAAGCUCUCUCUUAAAUUUGUUUCAUCCUACACAUGUGAAAUAGAAAUAACCCCAUCUUCUAUACCUGUGAUUACUGACACGGAGACCUUCUCAUCAGAAAAUUUUAACCUGGAGAUCUAUCGACAAAAUUUGCAGACCAAGAUAUUGGGAAAAAUAAUUCUGUUUGCUGAAGUGACACCCACAACAAUGAAUCUUCUGGAUGGGUUGAUGUUUGAGAUGCCACAGGAAAUGGGCUUAAUAGCGAUCGCAGUUCGGCAGACCCAGGGCAGAGGGCGGGGAAGGAACGCAUGGCUGAGCCCCGUGGGAAGCGCCAUUUCCACCCUGCUCGUCUCCAUCCCACUGAGAUCCUCGCUGGGACAGAGGAUUCCAUUUGUCCAGCAUCUGAUGUCCUUGGCCGUUGUGGAAGCAGUUCGGUCCAUUCCUGAGUAUCAGGAUAUCAACUUAAGAGUGAAGUGGCCCAACGAUAUUUAUUACAGCGACCUCAUGAAGAUUGGAGGAGUUCUGGUUAACUCAACGCUUAUGGGAGAAACAUUUUAUAUACUUAUCGGCUGUGGAUUUAAUGUGACUAACAGUAACCCUACUAUAUGCAUCAAUGACCUCAUCACAGAAUACAAUAAGCAGCACAAGGUGGACCUGAAGCCCUUAAGAGCUGAUUAUCUCAUUGCUAGAGUCGUGACCAUGUUGGAAAAACUGAUCGACACAUUUCAGGACAAAGGACCCAACGGCAUUCUCCCUCUUUACUAUAAAUAUUGGGUACACAGUGGCCAGCAAGUCCGGCUGGGAAGCACUGAGGGGCCAAAGGUAUCCAUAGUCGGCCUGGAUGAUUCUGGGUUUCUUCAGGUCCAUCAGGAGGGCGGCGAGGUUGUGACUGUACACCCCGAUGGCAACUCCUUUGACAUGCUAAGAAACCUCAUCGUCCCCAAACAGCAGUAGUGCUGGGUACCUCGAAGACGGGCCUGGGCCUG